GACGACGACGUCAAAUCAUGAACGCGGCAUUACUCUCGUUGACUUUGUGCCGGAUGUCGUCAUCUUGUCAGGGACAUACAGGAAAUGAAAAAGGCCCCAAUUCGAUACAAGCAGAAAUGUACAGCUCUGAUAACAACACCAGUGAUAUUGUUCACUUUCAAAUGGAGGACUAAUGUUGACCCUCGGAAUCCAUGGAGGCCCAUGAAGAAAAGCCAAUAAUCUACACCAUGGAAAACAAGCCGAUUGUGACAUGUGCUGGCGACCAGAGCCUGUUCACUUCUCUCUACACCUCUCUGGCACAGCAGUUACCCAGGGAGCCCAUGGAGUGGAGGAGGUCCUACGGACGCGCACCAAAGAUGAUUCACCUCGAGGCCAACUUUGUUCAGUUCAAAGAGGAGCUGCUUCCUAAGGAUGGAAACAGAGCCCUGCUCACCUUCCCCUUCCUGCACAUAUACUGGACAGACUGUUGUGACACCGAGAUGUACAAGGCGUCGGUGAAGGAUGACAUGCUGCGGUGGCAGAGCACCCUGCGGCUGCACGGCUCGGUGGACUGGCUCAUCGUGGUGGUGGAGAGCGAAGCCAAGAAGAAGAACAAGACUAACAUCCUGCCGCGCACCUCCAUCGUGGACAAGAUCCGCAACGACUUCUGCAACAAGCAGAGCGACAGGUGUGUGGUUCUGUCGGACCCUCUGAAGGAGUCGUCUCGGUCCCAGGAUUCGUGGAGCUCCUUCCUGACCAAGUUGCGCACCUUGCUGCUCAUGUCCUUCACCAAGAACCUGGGCCGCUUCGAGGAUGACAUGCGCACGCUCCGCGAGAAACGCACCGAGCCCGGCUGGAGCUUCUGCGACUACUUCAUGGUGCAGGAGGAGUUGGCCUUUGUGUUUGAGAUGCUGCAGCAGUUUGAGGAUGCUCUGGUCCAGUACGACGAGCUGGACGCUCUCUUCACUCAGUAUGUCCUCAACUUUGGGGCUGGAGACGGGGCCAACUGGCUGGGCUCGUUCUGUGCCCCGGUGAAGCGCUGGAGCGGGCUGCUCCUGCGGCGGCCCAUCGACAUGGAGAAGCGCGAGCUGAUCCAGCACGGCGAAGCCAGCCUGCUGGACCUGCGCAGCUACUUGUUCUCCCGCCAGUGCACCCUGCUCAUCUUCCUCCAGAGGCCCUGGGAGGUCACCCAGCGAGCCCUGGAGCUGCUGCACAAUUGUGUCCAGGAGCUGCGCCUGCUCGAGGUGUAUGUGGUCCAGGGGGCGUUGGACUGCUGGGUGUUCCUCAGCUGUCUGGAAGUGCUCCACAGGAUAGAGGGCUGCUGCGACCGCGCCCAGCUAGAGGCCAACUGCUCCCACACUGUCGGCCUGUGGACCUACGCCACAGAGAAGCUGAAGUCUCUGGGCUACCUGUGUGGUCUGGUGGCCGAGAAGGUCCCCACCUCCGAGGACCUAAACCGCACUGUGGACCUUCUGGCUGGCCUGGGGGAAGAGAGACCAGAGACGGUUAACAGCCUGCAGAGCCCUUACAAAAAACUCAAUGAGGCCUUAUCGUCUGUGGAGGCGUUUGAAAAACACUAUCUGGAGCUGUCUCAUGCUGCUAUGGAGAUGUACAGAGCCAUAGGCAGGAUGCGCUCUGCCCGGCUCAUUGGGAAGAGUCUAGCUGAGUUUUACAUGAAGAAAGGUGACCCGGAGAGAGCAGAGGGCUUCCUUGAUGACUCUCUGAGGUCAUACGUGGCAGAGGGGUGGAGCCUGCAGGUGACUCAUACCAGGAAGCAGAUGGCCGAGUGUCAGAAGCUCCUGCAGCAGACUGAAGACUACCUGCAGACCAGUGCCUUGCUAGCGGGCGAUGCCAACCUGACAGAGGAGGAGAGGAAGCACUUCUGCCAGGAGAUCCUUACCUUCGCCAGCCAGCCCCCGGCACCCUCGGACCAGACUGUGGCUCUGAGCAUGGCGGCGUUCGCCCAGCUGCGUCAGAUGCAGUUCAGCCCGCCUGGCGCCGUGGUGCACGUGGGUGCCGCCUUGCAGCUGGAGCUGCGCGUACGCUGCCUGAUGCCUGUGGCCGUGCAGGUGGAGCAGCUGGCUGCCACUCUCCACUUCAGCCUGGAGCAGGGCGGGGCGAGGGGCCGGGCGGGCAGUGCCCAGAGGAGGACGGGCCAGGGACCACAAGGCCAUGGGGACGGGGUGGUCCUGUUCCCCCAGGGAAGCCCCCUAGCUGGGGUCGGGAUGGGCGCUUUGCUACCCCCCGCCCUGGAGCUUUACGAAAUGCAGGACCGCAGCCUGUCGGACAGCUCGCUCAACUCCACGGGGGUGGUGUGUAAGAACAUGCACCUGCUGCUACGGCGCCACGACAGCUCAGCCUCCCUGGACACGCCCACCGCCGGGGCCCUCCCGGCAGCGGUCGCUGUGGACGACGGGGCCCAGAUGUUAAGGGCACGUGACAUAACACUGCAGCCCGGCGACAACAGCAUCUUGUUCACGGCCCCGACUGGAGAACCGGGCUCGUACACGUUACGUCAGCUGUGCGGGAGCGUGGGGAGAGUCCAGUUUGUCCAGUCUCACAUCUACCCUGUGGUGCAGUACGAGGUCUACUCCCAGGAGCCUCAGCUCACCAUCGAGCCCCUCUCAGACAACCUGUUGGCAGGCAUUCCCCAGAAGGUGAAGUUCACCAUAGCAACAGGCCACUACAGUGUGAAGAAGGGUGAUGCGCUGCAGCUUAGCAAUACAGACUCCAUGCCCAUCCUCCACUCUAGCUGCUGCUCUGCUACCGUCCUGUCCAGCACGGGAGAGCGCAUGGGGGAGAGUGCUCUAUCCAUCCAGUCAUCGGAGAAGGUGACCAGCAUCUCCCUGCCCCCCACCCCUCCCUACCACACCCUGGAGUUCCAGCUGGAGGUGCUGUGCCACAUCCCCCCCACGCCUUUCAAGCCCGACAUCGAGCGUCUCACCAACGGCGAGGUCUGCCACCGGCCCAAGAGCCACAGCCACGCAGACAGUGGCAUGAUCAACAUCGACCAGAAGGUCUCCAUCGACUGUCCUUGGUCCAUCUACUCCACUCUCAUAGCCCUAACCUUCUAUGUCCCUUUCAAAGCCAAGCACUCAAUACUCUCUGCUGGGAAAAGGAAGUACAUACAGGUGUGUCUCCAGAACGUGUCCGACACAAACUUCCACCUGGCAGACCCGGUCCUCACAGAGCGCCAGCCCGCGGUCUCGAUGGAGCUGCUCUCACUCAAUGUUAAAACACAACAGCCGGUGUGCAGUCAGCAGUCGGUGUUCUGCCUGUGGGAGAUGCGUUGGGCCAAACCCCUCCCGCUGUGUCUGCAGUGUGCGUUCUCCGCGAGCUUCGCGCCCGUCUCCGCCUCGGACGCACACACAGCCUUCAGACCCUACCGCUACGAGUUCCAGCUGGACCGGGUCUCUACCCUUUACAGCUUGAAGGCCGAGAUCUUGCCGCCGUCCGGCGACCAGCACUGUCGCACCGGCACCCUCUGUGGCCUCGAGGUGUCCAUCACACGGCAGGCGGAGCCCAGCGAGACUGAAGGGGAGGAGGAGGAGUCUACAGAAAUAGAGGGCCUGAGGACCACCAAGCUCAUGUAUGAAGUGGUGGACAACAGCAGUAACUGGGCGGUGUGUGGCAAGAGCUCGGGGGUGGUGUCCAUGCCCGUGGCUGCCAGCGCCACACACAGGGUUCAGAUGGAGGUCAUGCCCCUGUUCGCCGGUCACCUGCCCUUCCCCAACAUCAAAGUGUUCAAGUACCUGCCCCACAGUGCCGUCCCAGCCAUUCAGCCAGACACAGACAGCUGCUUAGAGAACGACACCAUAUCCCUGCUGGACAAAGGGCUGGACGACCCGGGCGACACGGCCAGCAUCCGCAGCCGAGGCAGCGUCCACUCGGUGGGCAGCGGGGAGCAGCAGCGGGAGCAGCAGAGGGGUCUCCCCAUGCCCCGCCUGGAGCCCUUCAGUCCGGGACAGGUGUUCUAUUGGAGCCAGGGGCGGCAGGUGCUGGUGCUGCCCGUUACUGACGACCACGUGAUGGAGGUUAACGUCACAUGACCCCUGUGGGCCGCUGCCGCACCCCCCCCAUCACGCCUGGACCUCUGUGGUUUGGUUCCUGGCUGUGGUUCUGGAACCGGGAGGUGGCCCGGCAGCAGGGAACUGACACUGGCUCUCCUCUCAGGACUCAUUGCUGGCCAGCCACUAGCCCUGCUCCCGUUCUGACCUGAGUUCCAUCGGCUGUAUUUUUAUCUUGUCAAUCUUUUUCAUAUGAAAAAUAGCCCUCUCUCCCCCCACUGUCAGAGAAGAGGGUUUUGUGUACCUGUAAAACUAGAUCUCUUAUUGGUCCUUGCUCCGUGGACACAGUAAACCUCUUAACUGUUCUGCGUAGAACCCCCCACGCACCUGUGAUCGGGCUUUCUGGUUCCACUGAUCGUCAACACAACCUUCUGUAUGAGGCACGCAUGGACACACUAAUGUGUGUUUGGACAGGGGUGCUUCGGUUUGUGGUUGUUUGUAUCGGUUCGUGUGUGUCUAUGCAUGACACGGCAAGUUGUGAUGGAUGAAGGGAAAGAGCGGGGCCAGUUAAUCGUGUGUGUGUGAGCAAUAUCUACUCCACUUUUCCUCUUGACUCACUUCCAGCCCCAAAACCUGCUGAAUCCUCUUUCCUUUGCUGUAGUCAUAGCGCCACCUUCUGGCCACUGUACAAACUGUUCAAUAAGUACAUAUUAUUCCAGAGGAAUCACUGUACUGACUGUGCAAAGGCUGCACCAAAAACAGUGUCUCAAAGGAAUAUGUUAGAGAGAAAUAUACGUUUUGUUUUCGAGCAGGUGUGAGACGUACUAACGAACACUUGCUUUUGGCUUUGUUCAGGUUUUAGAGUUCACUGAAAUUCACUUAUUUAAGUAUCGGUGAAAUCUGAGAACAAUGGGAGGAAAUUGUACUUGGUUGUUUUCAGUGACUUUUUGGCUGAAAGUGACCUUCUGUUUGAAGUGUUACCAUCAUGUGUUCUGUCUGACUUUGUGGUUUACUUGAAUGCUGAGCAGGUAAAUUCUAUGUUUAGUAAAUGUGGUGUCUGAUUUUUUUUUAAAUCAUUUUUUUCAGACAUUCGCUGUUGCUAACGGUAACUGUCAGGAAGAGCACUUUCUUAUCAUAGCACAAUUCUUUAACAAAAACAACUUGGAAGGAGGGGAAAUUCGCUUGUGUAAAUGCGGUGUUCAUUCGUUUAUUGACCUCUAUUUUUGUACUGUGUCGCCGGACAAGUUCUGGUUGUUGCUCUGUUGGUGUGGUUGGUUGGUAUCUACUGGAGGCCUAUGAGGGCUUUGGGCCUGAGGCCUAAGCACAACCUGUAGCACACCCCUUCAGCUAUACUGUCCUGUAUUCCUCCACCUCUGGGCUUGUAUCUAGCAUAAUCCCACAAACAAACUAGUGCUCACCGCCAGGACGAAAGGCGGAAGACUCGUUCCCUCGAUCUGGCCAGCUUAAUGAAAAAGAACCCCUUCCACUCAGACUCCACCUACAAAACGUACAAUGGCAAGAAAAAGUAUGUGAACCCUUUUGGAAUUACCUGGAUUUCUGCUUAAAUUGGUCAUCAAAUUUGAUCUGAUCUUCAUCUAAGUCACAACAAUAGACAAACACAGUCUGCUUAAACUAAUAACACACAAUUAUACGUUUUCAUGUCUUUAUUGAACACGUUGUGUAAACAUUCACAGUGCAGGGUGGGGAAAGUAUGUGAACCCUUU
Salmo salar (Atlantic salmon) is the source of this 5710-nucleotide messenger RNA. RefSeq names its product trafficking protein particle complex subunit 10. The record is from RefSeq and is a predicted model, not a curated record. Gene Ontology annotation, biological process: intra-Golgi vesicle-mediated transport; early endosome to Golgi transport. Gene Ontology annotation, cellular component: TRAPPII protein complex. NCBI's taxonomy places the organism in Eukaryota, Metazoa, Chordata, Actinopteri, Salmoniformes, Salmonidae.